AUGGAUCAAUAUAUGCGAUAUAGAUUGGCUGAACAUGAUGAAGAUUGUGUAGAAUCAUUUACAGAUUUGUUGACAGUUAAUAAUGGUAAAAAGAAUACUAGAGGUGCGACACAAAUGCGUGAUAUUUGGGGUAAUCGUGAUGGUAAAAAAGUACAAAUCACAUGUAAUGAAUAUGGGCAGCCACAUGAUAAAAACGCAAGCAGACUUACAAAUUUUAUUGGGACAUUAGUACGAGAUGGAAAAAAUGCUCUAAUUAACUAUAAGAGUUGGCAUAAGGUACCAGACAAAUAUAAAGAUAGAAUGUGGAAAAUUAUACAGGAAAAUUUUGAUAUUCCUCCUUUGGCAGAAAAUUGGACUAUGCGGUCUUGUGGUAAGGAACUUAAAAAUUGGAAAGCUUUUCUGAAGAAAACUUAUUAUUCAGAAACUUUAUCUUUUGAGGAGCAAAAAAGAUAUAAGGACAAAAGAGUAUAUGAUGGGCAAUGGGAGGAAUUAAUAAAAUAUUGGGCAACAGAUGAUGCAAAGAAAAGGAGUGCCACAAACAAGGCUAGUCGUAGUCAAAAGAAAUACAAUCAUACAACUGGCACAAAAAGUUUUGCACAAAUUAGAGAUGCACAGAAAAAGAAUGGUGGAAGUACACCGACACGUGCUGAUAUGUUUAAAAUCUGUUAUACAAAAAAAGAUAAAAGUGUAACUGAUACAACAAAAGAAGUAAUGGUACAAUUACAAGAGAAACAAGAGUUGAAUGAGGAUGUAUCAAAGGAAAGGAGUAUGAAUGACACUUUCUCUGAGGUAAUGGGUAAAGAAAAAUACGGAUCAGUCCGUAUGUACGGUUUUGGUGUUUGCCCAUCCGACGUAUGGGAAAAUAAAUCCACUAAGAGAGGAAAUCAAAGGAAGUAUAUACAGACUCUAGAAGCUGAAUUAAAAGAAUUAAGAUCUCUAGUUCAAACCAACAAACAUGACUACAAUGCAAAUGACACAUCUAUUAUACCGGACAUGGCAAAAAAGUCGUGUACAUCACAUAACAAGGAAUCUCAACGCCAAUUGUGGUUUUCAUCAUCAGCAUAUGAUACUCCAGUUAUUGAGGUUGGUGAAAUGGUUAAUCUUAAAAGCGUUGCUGCUGAUCCUGAAACAAUUGCUAUUGGUCUAGUUGUUAGUAAAGAUUCAUCAAAAGAAGUUGGAGGUAAAGAGCUCGGAGAUCAUUAUUCUGAAGUUGUUGUUCAAGUUUGUAUCAAACCCGACGAAGAAUUAAUUAGACCAUGUGGACAAUACAAGACAAUCAGUGAAGUUGUUGGAGCACCUAUUGCAUGGCCGACAACAUUUUUGGUUUCACGAAAAUCAGAUAAACAACUUCAUGAUUCAAUGAUGUGA
This is a messenger RNA of Cannabis sativa, 1368 nucleotides long. RefSeq lists its product as uncharacterized. The record is from RefSeq and is a predicted model, not a curated record. The coding region runs from base 1 to 1368 and encodes 455 amino acids. The transcript is spliced from 8 exons. NCBI's taxonomy places the organism in Eukaryota, Viridiplantae, Streptophyta, Magnoliopsida, Rosales, Cannabaceae.